Molecule: messenger RNA, 948 nt
Organism: Actinia tenebrosa (Australian red waratah sea anemone)
Lineage: Eukaryota; Metazoa; Cnidaria; Anthozoa; Actiniaria; Actiniidae
Product: tachykinin-like peptides receptor 86C
Biological process (GO): G protein-coupled receptor signaling pathway
Cellular component (GO): plasma membrane
Molecular function (GO): G protein-coupled receptor activity
Source: RefSeq, a predicted model, not a curated record
AUGGCGAUCAGUGAUCUCCUUUUUCCUUGCUUUGAAAUACCUCAAGAAAUUGUGACAACAAUUUUCGAUGGCGAAUGGUUUAUCGAUGAUAACUUUGGUCUUGCACUCUGCAAACUUUUGCCCUUCCUUAAGAACGUCUCUUGGACUGUCUCGAUCUAUAGUUGUAUCCUCAUCGCCCUUGAUCGGUAUUACGCUGUUGCUCACCCAUUUCUCAAGGGCGGCUUUAGCAAGUCAAGACUCAAGUACAUCCUUCCAGGGAUCUGGAUCUUCGCAGUCAUUCUGUGUAUUCCUUAUUUUUCUAAUCAUAAACUUUCAACACAAUACUAUCCUUAUUUUGGUAGAUUUACCAGUUGCGUGGGAAGUUGGGACUUGUUUGGUAUGCCUCUUUCAAUCGCCAAAGACUUCCAAAUUUACCUUCUUUUUGGUGYAUCAUUUGGAAUACCCUUCCCGGUCACGGUAACCCUGUACCUCCUCAUAGUUUGUAAACUCCGUAAACACAAAGCACCAGGUCAGACUUUAGCUGACACAGCUAGAAUUAGAAGAGAGAAACAAAACAAGAAAGUAUUGAGGAUGUCGGUUGCUAUUGUAACUCCGUCGCUUGUGAGUUGGAUUUUUAUUCACUGUUACAUGUUCUUAUCGUAUUACGGGAAGCUUUCACACUUGUCGUCCUUCACUAAGGAAGAUGUAUUUUUUGGCGCGUAUUUUCUUAUCCAGAUGACAUGCUGUUAUAAUUUUUUCAUUUAUUUGAUCUUCAAUGACAUGUACAGAGCAAAUUUCAAAGCAAUUUUAAGCCCAUGCUUUUCUGUAUUCCAUCGAAGAAGCAACGCUGCUUCUGAGCAAAUCACAAACAACAGAUCAAGUGGAAAUGACAUAGAUAUAGUGAAAUUUGAACGAAGAGAGCAUAGUUGUGAGACAUUUGAAAUGCAUAAUCUAUCCCUGUCAAACUGA